Messenger RNA from Pistacia vera, 558 nucleotides. RefSeq names its product secreted RxLR effector protein 161-like. The transcript has a single exon. The record is from RefSeq and is a predicted model, not a curated record. NCBI's taxonomy places the organism in Eukaryota, Viridiplantae, Streptophyta, Magnoliopsida, Sapindales, Anacardiaceae. Bases 1 to 558 code for a protein of 185 amino acids.
AUGAGUCCUAAGAUUGAUCAGGAGCAACAACGGAUGCGUAAUAUACCCUACGCUUCAACCGUGGGUAGUCUUAUGUACGCAAUGCUAUGUACAAGGCCUGAUAUAACUUAUGCUGUAAGUAUUACGAGCAAAUAUCAAUCAAAGCCAGGAGAGAAACAUUGGUCUGCAGUUAAAACAAUCUUUAAGUACUUGAGAAUGACUAAAGAUUUAAUACUGAGUUAUAGAGGUUCUGAAUUGAAAAUCCAGGGAUACUCAGAAUCUGAUUUUCAAUCAGAUGUGGAUGAUAGAAAGUCUACAUCCGGAUUCAUCUUUACAUGCAAUGGAGGAGCAAUUAGUUGGAAAAGUUCCAAACAAUCGACCACUACCGACUCCACUACAGAAGCUGAAUAUAUUGUCACUUCAGAAGCAGCAAAAGAAGGUGUAUGGAUACGCAAAUUUGUAGUUGAACUUGACAUGGUUCCAAACAUGAGUUAUCUGAUAACCUUGUUCUGUGACAAUAAUGGUGUUAUUGCACAGGCAAAAGAACCAAGAGCACACCAAAAAUCAAAACAUAUUUAG